GCUUGUUAGUCCCACCUUUUUGUGUUUCCCGCACCGUCAAUCAAAAUAGAAAAAAAUCGACCCGAAUUCACCGAUCAACACUAGCCCGCCUUUGAUAAAAUAAUCAUGUUUGGAGUUUAGUUGAACAGAUUAUCCUCCCGGUUACUACCACUCACACUAUGACUGGUACGUAAGCGUUUAGCGCAUCGAAGCGUGCAACUAAUCGCGCCAGAGCAGCCUCUGGAACAAGGAGAAAUGGCGUCCGCGGACGUGGACAGCAGUCAAAGCGAGUUUCUGCAACCCGGCGGCGCAGCGGAAACACAGACGACAGAUAUGUCAGCCAUUCAGCUGACUGGUUCAGACCGAUGGGAGGUGUUAACUCCUAUCUCAACCGGGAAAGAAGACCAGGGAGUCCUUCACAUUCCAAACUCUGGGAUUGUCACAUCAAAUGGGCAGUACGUUCUUCCAAUUGGGAGUCUUCCCAACCAGCCCAUUUAUGUUACAGCAUCCGGGAAUGAGGCUGCAGCCAAUGGAGUUUCGGGGAUUCAAUAUCAGGUCAUCCCGCAAAUCCAAAAUGCCGAUGUGACUAUUGCAGGAUUCCAAACACAGGGUUUGGAUGAUGGCACAGGGCAGAUCCAGCUCCUACAAGAUGGCAGCCAUGGCAGCAUUGGAAUCAGCUGUGCCACUACAACGACCACAGACCUCCUGACGCAGGCAGGGCAUGUACAGUCAAUCCAAGGCGUCCCGUUGACAGGGGGGUCAGCAUACACUGGCACCGUACCUGUAGGGCUGCCGGGAAACAUCACAUUCGUCCCUAUAAACAGUUUGGAUCUGGAGUCUUUAGGACUGACAGGAGCGCAGACAGUCCCCAUUGCAACUGGGGUAACAGCUGAAGGUCAGCUGAUCAUGAGCGGCCAGACGUUGGAGAGUCAGGGUCAGGACGGCAGCGCCAAACAGUCACUGGUGACGGUGAGCAACGCCAGUGGAAACCACGAACUCUACGUGCCCACCACUUCCUCCUCCAUCUCGUCCAAUCUCCCCGAGACCAUCGACGGCACUGGGGUUCUGACCCAAGCUACCGCCGUGUCUGCUGGGGUGUCUGACCCCAUGUCCUCGGCGAACUACAACUCCCACAACCACCUGCAGCAAAUCCAGGUCUCAACCUCUAACGCCACCACUAUCUCACAGCCCAUCCUGCAUCUGUCCGGGGACACUCAGGCCCAGGUGGCUCAGGGUCAGGACCUGAACGCAGGAGGUCAGACUCUGCAGAGUGUGCAGCUGGUCAACCCCGGGACCUUCCUCAUCCAGGCCCAAACUGUCACUGCUACCGGACAGAUUCAGUGGCAGACUUUCCAGGUUCAGGGUGUCCAGUCACUCCAAGGGCUCCAGCUGCCGCAGGGCCAGGGUCAGGCACAGCAGCUAACCUUAGCCCCCGUGCAGACCCUCCCUCUGGGCCAGACCGGACAAGUCAGCCUGCCCAACCUCCAGACAGUCACAGUGAACUCUGUAACACAAAGCGGGGUUCAGUUCACACAUGGGGAGGAUACAAACAGUCCAGCUGGUAUCCAGAUAAAAGAGGAGCCGGACUCGGAGGACUGGCAGCUGAGCGGAGACUCCACGCUGAACCCCAGUGACCUGAACCACCUGCGUGUUCAGAUCGGAGAGGAGGACAUGGACGCGGUGAGCGGAGAGGGCAAGAGGCUCCGCAGAGUGGCCUGCACCUGCCCCAACUGCAAAGAGUCUGGAGGAAGGGGUUCCGGCAUGGGCAAGAAGAAGCAGCACAUCUGCCACAUCGCCGGCUGUGGGAAGGUUUACGGGAAAACGUCUCAUCUGCGGGCUCACCUGCGCUGGCACAGCGGAGAGAGACCCUUUGUCUGCAACUGGAUGUUCUGUGGGAAGAGGUUCACCAGGAGUGACGAGCUGCAGAGACACAGGAGGACACACACAGGAGAGAAGAAGUUUGUGUGCACAGAGUGCUCCAAGAGGUUUAUGCGGAGCGACCACCUGGCCAAGCACAUAAAGACUCACCAGAAUAAAAAAGGCGGCGUUGCCUCCACGUCCCCGCCCACCGCCGAAACCGUAAUCACCGCAGACGGUACCACGCUCAUCCUCCAGACGUCCACUCACGACCUCGUAGGCAAUCAGGAGAUCCCUAUACAGCUGGUCACUGUGGCGUCCGGUGAGGUCAUGGAAUAAGGGGGCGAAUGGGGUGAGGUGGAUUUUUAUAAGAACUGGCCUAUCACAGGGACCUCUCGGGCUUUUCUCUUUCCCUCUUACUUUUUUUGUUUGUUUUUUACAUAUGAAUAUAUACGUAAAUAUAUAUGACAAAUAUAUAUAUUUUAAGUAAGAGUUAUCAUGACUUUAUGUUUGUUUUUGCAGUCUUUUUAUAGGCAGGCAAAAAAGUAACAGUAAAUGUGGUCGCUAUGUACACGCGUCAACACACAUUCUCACACACACACACACACACACACACACACACGACAUAUUAAUACUUGACAUGAAUACUUAACACAAUGAAAUGCCUUAUUUUGUAUCAUACUCUUGUAUAAAAUGCUGGAGGUGCAUGUGUUUUUUUAAGCUUUGCAGAUAACUGUAACAGAUAUAAAUGUGUUUGUGAAGUGGAGAUGAUGAUGAUGAUGAUGAUGAUGAUGAUGAUGAUGAUGAUGAUGAUGAGGAAGAGGAGUUUGUUUUGAAAGAGAUAGAAAAGGUGGCAGGGAACCUCUCUGGGGAGUUCUGACAAAACUGAGCGCAGCUUGUUUGAAGCAGCGUCACAUCCACAUGAAACUGUUGCACUGCUGAGAACACAAAUGCUUUUAAUUCAUUGAGUAACAGACCUUUUGCACAUUGGCCUUCUUGUUGAGAGUUAGCUGAGAAGAAUGAUAACUGUCGUGUUUUUACAGCAGAUUUGAAACUAGCUUAGCUUAGCACGAACACUGGAAAACAGGCAAACUGCUUCCCUGACUUUGUCCAGAGGUGACAAAUAUGUCUGAACACCUCUGCAGCUCAUCAUUCUAAUAUUAGUAUCUUUGUUUAUAAUGAACAACAACUAAUAUAUUCCAUCAUGGCAUCUCCACAGCCAAUGAAUAACCUCGUACUAACCCAUUGUUUAAAAAAAAAAAAGUCCAUUGAACCUUUACACUUCAGGUUAUGUAUAGUUUGAAAAACAUGACACAGUAUGAUCUAACAAGCUCCAUGAGGUGAUUGUUGUCAGAUUUUGAAACCGUUGGAUAAAGCCAAGUUAGCUGUUUUGUUUUUAUUUUUGUGCUAAACUAAGCUAGCCCCCUGAAGUGCAUUCUGCACGGACAUGUUAGUCGUCUCAUCAAACUCUCUGCAAGAAAGCACGUGAGCAGAUUUUCUCACAAUAUCAAACUUUCCUCUAUAAAUUCCCGGCAGCUGUCGGCCAAUCACAGGCAGCAGCCAGGAGGUUGACGCUGAUGUCACGCAGUGCUGCUUCAGGCAGGCUGGGAUGUUUGAUUGGUGCUCAGAGUAGGACGACAGUGCCACUGUUAGCUGAUCUGAAGUUGGUGUUUUGUGAUAUCAAGGAGAGGGAAAAUAGAUGCAAGCCGUUUUUUUUUCUAAAAAGGGCGACUUCUUCCAGCAUCUGGUCAGUCUGAACAGAAUGUCUCAUCUGUCCUCACAAGCCCACUGUCCACUGUUUGUCCACAUCAAAUUAUUUUACUUUCCUUUCUAAUAUUUUGUUGUAAAUUCACAUUAUUUGCCUGUUUUCACCAAUCUGUUGACUGAAUCGAAGCCACAUGACGGUGAUCAUAGAUUUUAAAGCGUAAAGGAGUUACCUCUGGGUUAACUGCAGGGUUCUUCACUGUCAGCUGCACAUGGACACAGGAGGAGAACAUGCACCAAUGUUUCCAAGUGAAGAAAACCAAGAAACGGAUGCAAGCAAAAUGAGCGAGCCCUCGAGGGUGUUUCUGUCAUUGAACAUUCCAGUUGGACACCAGAUGAUGUGGGAUUAGUUUUGCAAUAACUGCUCUGUUGGUUAUUCUGGUCAGAUGUCGCUCAAGUAAAAAGGAAAACAAUCAUGCCAUUGUUUUUUUGUUUUUGUCUUUGUUUUUUUUAAAUUGUAAUUAAUGUAACCUUUUCCUCAGUUUGUCCUCAUGUUUGUAGCAACCAUUUACAUGUAUAUUAUCUUAUUUUCACAUUGUUUAUAGAAGCCAUUUACUUAGUUAACUGAAUUUGUUGUAUCAAAACCUUAUUUUAAGUGAUUUUUUAAAAAGAAAUGGUGUAAAAAUUGAAUGUUACCUUUUGUAAAAGCUUUUUUCAAAUGGAUCACAAUAAAAGUCUGAAACCUUCCAGUAA
This is a messenger RNA of Notolabrus celidotus (New Zealand spotty), 4293 nucleotides long. RefSeq names its product transcription factor Sp3-like. The transcript has 9 exons. The record is from RefSeq and is a predicted model, not a curated record. The coding region runs from base 235 to 2175 and encodes 646 amino acids. Gene Ontology annotation, molecular function: DNA-binding transcription factor activity, RNA polymerase II-specific; RNA polymerase II cis-regulatory region sequence-specific DNA binding. Lineage: Eukaryota; Metazoa; Chordata; Actinopteri; Labriformes; Labridae. Gene Ontology annotation, biological process: regulation of transcription by RNA polymerase II.